AUGGAAUUUCAUGAAAAAAGAGUGGGCCUAAGGGUGAAAGCCCUAUAUUCAGUCCCUUCUACCUCAAAAGAGCUCGACCUGAGCGUGCAAAACACCAUAACUGGAGUGGAAAGCAAACAAAUCAACAACAUUGAAAGUGUUGGACAUCCCCAUAUGAGUUGGCAGGUUUACCACAUAAGCAUUGUCAUUGAUCUUCUUCAAAACCUUGAAAGGACCAUACUUCCUAGGCUUGAAUUUAUUGUAGGUGCCCACUGGAAAAUGCUCCUGGGCUGGUAUAUAUUUCAUAAAAAAAAGGCUUUUGCAUCAACCACUCUCCUCCUAUUCUUCACAUUUGUCAGCUCUAACUAUGUCCCAUGCCCACCACCACCGACCCACAAACCCCACUCUCCACCACCAACUCCCAAGGGCAAGUGCCCUAUAGAUACCCUAAAACUGGGUGUUUGUGCAGAUGUUUUGGGGUUGGUUAAGGUUGUUAUUGGAUCUCCACCAGUAAUGCCUUGCUGCACUCUCAUCCAGGGUAUUGCUGACCUUGAAGCUGCUCUCUGUCUUUGCACCGCAAUUAAGGCUAAUGUUUUGGGCAUCAACCUCAAUGUUCCUAUUUCAUUGAGCUUGAUCCUCAAUAACUGUGGCAAGAAGGUUCCAAUUGACUUCCAGUGUGCAUAG
Tripterygium wilfordii is the source of this 663-nucleotide messenger RNA. RefSeq names its product 14 kDa proline-rich protein DC2.15-like. Bases 1 to 663 code for a protein of 220 amino acids. NCBI's taxonomy places the organism in Eukaryota, Viridiplantae, Streptophyta, Magnoliopsida, Celastrales, Celastraceae. The transcript is spliced from 3 exons. The record is from RefSeq and is a predicted model, not a curated record.